Peromyscus californicus insignis is the source of this 11618-nucleotide messenger RNA. It is a transcript of the gene Camk4, whose product is annotated as calcium/calmodulin dependent protein kinase IV. The coding region runs from base 291 to 1676 and encodes 461 amino acids. Gene Ontology annotation, biological process: protein phosphorylation. The transcript is spliced from 11 exons. The record is from RefSeq and is a predicted model, not a curated record. Lineage: Eukaryota; Metazoa; Chordata; Mammalia; Rodentia; Cricetidae. Gene Ontology annotation, molecular function: ATP binding; calcium/calmodulin-dependent protein kinase activity; calmodulin binding.
CGGCGGGAGCGAGGGGGAGGGCGCCUGAGCUCUGCGGCGCCCUCCGCCUGGUCUCUGCCGGCUGCCGGUGGCUCCGGGUUCCCUUGCACCGGUGCUCUCGGUCUCAGCCUCUCCGCCCGCCCUCGCUCCCGCUCCCGAGCGCGGAGGCGAGCCGCAGCCCGGCGCGGCGGUGGGCGUGUGCGCGCUGAAGGACGCCUCCUCUCGCUCCAGUGUUGCAGGCGGCGGCGGCAGCGGCGGCUGGCGGCUCCAGCUCGGGCAGCGGCGGCGGCUUCCGGAGUCCCGCGGCGAAGAUGCUGAAAGUCACGGUGCCCUCCUGUUCCUCGUCCUGCUCCUCGGUCACCGGCAGUGGCCCGGGGUCUGGGAACCUCGUUCCGGAUUACUGGAUCGACGGCUCCAACCGGGAUGCUCUGAGCAAUUUCUUCGAGGUGGAGUCAGAGCUGGGACGGGGUGCUACAUCCAUUGUGUACAGAUGCAAACAGAAGGGGACCCAGAAGCCCUAUGCUCUGAAAGUGUUAAAGAAAACAGUGGACAAAAAGAUUGUAAGAACUGAGAUAGGAGUCCUUCUGCGCCUCUCACACCCGAACAUCAUAAAACUUAAGGAAAUAUUUGAAACCCCCAUGGAAAUCAGUCUGGUCCUUGAGCUCGUCACAGGAGGAGAACUAUUUGACAGGAUUGUGGAAAAGGGAUAUUAUAGUGAGCGUGACGCUGCGGAUGCGGUGAAGCAAAUCCUGGAGGCAGUUGCUUACCUGCAUGAAAAUGGGAUCGUCCAUCGUGAUCUCAAACCAGAGAAUCUUCUCUAUGCAACUCCAGCCCCAGAUGCACCUCUCAAAAUCGCUGAUUUUGGACUUUCUAAAAUUGUGGAACACCAAGUGCUCAUGAAGACAGUAUGUGGAACCCCAGGGUACUGCGCGCCUGAGAUUCUCCGGGGCUGUGCCUAUGGACCUGAGGUGGACAUGUGGUCUGUAGGGAUAAUCACCUACAUCUUACUUUGUGGAUUUGAACCAUUCUAUGACGAAAGGGGUGAUCAGUUCAUGUUCAGGAGAAUUCUGAAUUGUGAAUAUUACUUUAUCUCCCCCUGGUGGGAUGAAGUAUCUUUAAAUGCCAAGGACUUGGUCAGAAAACUAAUUGUUUUGGAUCCCAAGAAACGGCUGACGACAUUUCAAGCCCUCCAGCACCCGUGGGUCACAGGUAAAGCAGCUAACUUUGUGCACAUGGACACUGCUCAGAAGAAGCUCCAAGAAUUCAAUGCUCGGCGCAAGCUUAAGGCAGCGGUGAAGGCUGUGGUGGCCUCUUCUCGGCUGGGAAGUGCCAGCAGCAGCCACACCAGCCUCCAGGAGAGCCACAAGGCCAGCCCAGAUCCAUCCCAAGAGGACAACACAGAUCUUCUGGGAAAGAAAAUGCAAGAAGGGGACCAAGUGGCAGCUGAGGAUACAGCAGCUGAGAUGAGGAGAUCGCCGUCCGAGGAGGAGAAAGAUGCAGGUGUACAAGACGAGGUCCCCACGAUGGCGCCUCGGGCACUGGAGGAUGACUUGAAGACAGACAACCCAGCAAUGAAGAGGAGCUCAGGGGAGAAGCUGAAGGCUCUGGAGGAAGAAAUGGCCCCCGAAGAUGAGGAGGAAGCCCCUGCUGGGGGACUUGGGGUUCCACAGCAGGAUGUAAUUCUGCCAGAGUACUAAGCUGGCUUCCUUUAGGUCCAGAGAACAACCCUAGCAUUUUAUGUACUUUGUCCUUCAGCAAGGAAGGUGGGGAAGCAUGAUAUGCACUAUAGUGAUUCUGUUUUGAGGUGCAAAAAAACAAAAACAAAAAAACCAUAUAUACCAGUUGGUAAUCCUAAUUUCAGUGCAUGUGUUUGCUUUAUGAAAUAAUGACGUUUUCUACGGCAUGUAAUGAAUACCUGAUACUGAUGAGUUAAAGUGGAAAUUUCCAGCAAACGACACAACACUUAAAAACAAACAUUCUCAGCCUUUGGUGGCACAUAUUUGAAGCGAAAUGGAAAACUAAUUUUUAUUUGAAAGCUUAGACAUCCUAUACCCUCUAGAAGUCUUCAGAAAUGGCAAUCCCUUUCAGCUCCACUCAAACCAAGACACAUCCCCAUGACUUUGUGAACGCUUUCAGGGGCUUCAGCUUGGUAGAUUGGGUGGUUAUAAAAGACACCUAUAGAGUGUCCAAAAACAUCUGCAGUGUUGAGAAGUGGUAGCAUUCUCAGAAGGCCGUGAGUCCACAGCCCCCUCAAGUGUGUGUAGACAAUGUCUUAUUUUAUUCUUAAGUGUACAAGAAUAUCCAAAGUGUUCAUCAUAAAACUCUGCCAGUUUACAAUCCUUAGGAUAUUAUUUAUUAAACUCUGUUGUUUCUUUCCUUCACCUGCUUCUCAUUAAAAUGCCCCAUCAAAUGUAUAAAACCUGGGUAAGAAUAAACAAAUUUAAGUAGAAUGAUAUAUAAUUGGAACUCAGACAUACCAAGAUUAAUUCCUUUUUAUUUCUCAUAUAAAUUUGCAUUUGUAAGCUUAUACAAAUAAUAGGUUUCAAGUUCUGAAAAGGUCCGUUUCGCAAAUUGGUGCCAAAAUGUCUGACUAUAAUAAGAACAAUACAUUCUAUUGUUAGGUAAUUUAUUAUUGGUGUUGUUAGAGUAAGGAAAUGUUUGCAGAAGGUUUCUCUCCUCCAGCUCUGUAAACAUACUGUUCAUGAGUUUAAAAUUCAUUAUGAAAGCUAGUCUAUCUUUUCCUCACACUUAGAAUGGAAGGGUGCAUACUUUAUGAUGAUGAAACUUUCCAUAUCAAGAAAUUUACUUUUAUUUGUCUUGAAAAAUAAAUGAAAACCAAUCUUAAGCCAUACUUCAGAGAGGGUAAAGCAUUAGAAUUUAAAAGCAUGAUUUUUUUUCCCCUCAGAAUAAAAACUUUUCUUUGAUUCCUAGAAAUUACACUAAAUCCAGUAUUAAGUUUCUUGAGUGAAAAUGAACACUUUAUUAAAACAAUUGUUUUACAUUUUUGGUGGUUUUUCUUAAUUUAUAAGCAGCAUUCAUUUCAAAAUCCAAAAUGAAGGCAGUAAAAAUGAACAGCACAGAAUUUUUUCAUAAAAUAAUGAUAAUUUGUUCUGACUCAUAUACAGACAUUUACACUGGGGAAUUAAAUUAGAGCUGGGGUUUCUCCAGGCUGUUAGAGGCAUCGGCACUUCAGUGUGUCACGCACACACCCCAGCAGUCUUGGGGAAGGAGACAAUGUGUUGCUUCCUGUGGUCUGUGAUUUGGGUCCUUGACAGGCAGCUGACUUGAGGUGCCUCAUCUGAGCUCGGGUGAUUAUUUUUUCAAUUGAUUUUAAUUAUGUAUUUAUGCUCUUAUUUUCCUUCUCUCCUCUUUAAUCAUUCCCUCACAGAACUCUCAUUCUCAGUGUUAUAAAGGGCUAUUUUUAACCUUUAAGAAUGCUUUCCUAAGGUUUCCAUUUUCGAAGAGCAAUCCCCUAGUGUAAUUUUCCUCAUCAAACUUAACCUAUAGAUGGUAAGUGUCCCAUGUAUGGAAAGAGUGAAGAUAGACUAAGGGGUCUUGAUAGAAGGUGCAAUUAGAACAUAUCAUCACUCAAACCCAGCCCACGUCUUAUUUCAUCCCAACAUGGGCUGAACACCUUGGAUGACCCUGUGCACUUUAGGAAGAGUAUUACAAAUGCCAAGCCCUCAUGCAUUUAUAAUUCAGUUAUUUAAAUGAUUGCACCUUACCACUUCUUGGUGAUACUCAAGAGUGUUAGGAUAAUUCCCUCUCUUUGACAACCUAUAUACUUCAUUAGCUAAAUAUCAUUAGCAGUUUUCAAUUGUAACUUGUAUGGUAAAGAUUGUCCUAAUGCUUACAAAGAACUAAGUCCAUUCACUGGGAAAUGAGUCAAAUAUUUAAGUCAAAUUACUCAAAAAUUUAAUAGAAAUACCAUCUAAAAAUACUUAUUUACCAUUUUUAAAGAACAGUCAACAUUUAUAUUGCUUGUUAAAUAUCUCAAAGAUUAAACUAAAGGAAUACAGUCUUAAUUUGAAAGAACACUUUCUAAUAUUACUCUUAAUUUGUAAUGUAGUCACAAAGCAAAACAGUUUUUUAAAAUUUCAGCAAAGAAAGAAUAAUAAAUUAACAUCUGCAUUUAAAAGAUGACAGUUUUAAGGUGGGAAGGAGUAGCACACACCUUUGAUCCCAGCACUUGGGAGGCAGAGGCAGGAGGAUCUCUGAGUCUGAGGCCAGCCUGGUCUACAGGGUGAGUUCCAGGACAGCCAGGGCUACAACACAGAGAAACAAGCUCAAAAAGCCAAAACAAAGAGAGGAGGAGAUAGAGAUAGAGAUGAGAGAAAUGGGGGAGGGGGAGGGAGAGAGAGAGAGAGUUAAAUUCAUUAUUGGUUUUAUUUCAAGAACAUGAAGUACUAGCAUAAUUAGGUAUAAUUAGGUUCUUUUACCAUAGAGGACAAUCUUCAAUUAUUUCCCCCAUCCAGAAAUUCCAACUGUGAUUUCAAUGGGUCUCUCAAACUGUUAACUCUUUUGCCACAACAGCAUAUAAAUCAGAGACUAGAAUAGAAUAGUUGUAAAAUUAUUUUCUGGAAUAAGUGCUUAUAUUUAACAAGUUUAAUGUAAAUAUAAGUGACACAUAAUAAAAAAUUUCUGAGACAAGGUUUUAUUAUGUAUCCCAGGCUGGCCUUGAACUCACUCUGUAGCCCAGACUGAUCUGAAACUCACAGUGAUCCUCCUGCCUCAGCAUCCCAAGAUCUGAGGUUAUAGGCAUGUGCCACCACUCCCACAGCCAUACAUGCAUCUUUAAGUUUUCCAUUAGCUACAUUCUAAAAAGAAAAUAUGAAAUGCUGAUAGUACAUUUUAAUCCAGUGUACACAAAUUAUCACAUCAAAACAAAAAUGAAUGACAUAACUUGUCACUUUUAUACUGUUUCUAAGUUAGCAGUCUAAGCCUGUUUACAUCAGGUGGUCAGGAGACACACUGUAGCCAGUGGUUCCUAUGGCAGACACACUGGUCUAGUCUACAGCACUUUUCUUUGAGCAAAGCUGUGGUUAGAUUUGAGCUGACAGUUUUCCACAUUGCUAAGUUGGUAAGCAGCUAAGAUGCCAAAGUUACAGAUGUACUAGAGACAUAAAUAUUGCCUACUCCUAAACACACUUUGUCUUGGAGAAGUGUUCUGCAAUAUUACAUCAAAGCAACACUUCCUUAGGUAUUGCCAAAUUGUGUGUGCGUAUGUACUGGUCAGAGCCCAUCUUAACCCCAUUUGGCUCUUGGAAACCUGACUUCAUCCUGAGUUUCCUAAGUAUUACCUAGAGCCAACAGUAUUCUCACUUAGCACAAACGACUAUGGGCCUUCCAUGUAUCCCCACUGAUCAGACUACACAGAAUCCAGUCUCUCCACACUGGGCUAAGCUGGACAUCCUUCUCUUGUUGGAGGCAAUCUUUCUAGAAGCCUCCUGAAAAAUACACUUGCAUGAUGGACAUGUUAUAAUGAUGGUGAUAUGCCAGAUACCCGUGAAAUGGGAAUAUGGUCACAUCUGGUACUUGUAGGGUUUUUGUAGAAGGGCCCAAUUAAAGCUGCCACAGACUUUUUAAAUACUUUUGGAAUUUUUUACAUACUAAUUUUAGAAUAAUUGUCAAUGUCCUAUAGUCAUUUUUAGUGGCAGAUUUAUAAAGAAAGAAGCAGCCUGCCUUUUAAAGGGACCUCAAUUGCAUACUAUUUUGACAUUUUGUAAUGUAGAAUGUUCAGCAUUUUUUAUUGGCUAUUUCCAGUAUCAUAUGCAAGGUUAUUCUUCAUGAGCUGCCUCCAGGUUGAAGCUUCAAGAGCCAUUUUGUUUCAUGAUUCAGUUUUUUAUUGCACAGAAGCAGCUGGUUGCAUUUUAGAUUGGGAAAAGACAAGAAAUGCCAGGAAAAAAAAAAAAAGGUACUUCUGCUCUAGGAUUGUUCUUACAAAGCCAAAUACAAAAUAAGGAUUUUAAAAGAGGUCAUCAUGGUGAAUUAGCACUAGGCUCAUUACAUAUAUACAGCACAGCCAAUUGCAUAAUUAUAAUGCCAUUGUGUAACCUGCUCAUCUUUAGAGAGUACUCGGUCUGGUUGUCUAGGUUUGAGACAGCACAAAGUUUCCAGACAUUUAUUUAUGUAAUGAAAUUUGUAAUGUCUUUGUAAUUACUGUCCAUUAGGUCAUAUUCCAAUUUCCUUAAUGUUUCUCACUGAUACAUUACUGAUCAGGGUCACUGCUGACAUUUAAGCACUUACCAGUUGAACGCUGCUGAAGAUUAGACUAUGUCUGCAGUGUCUGUGUGUUUUUAACAUACAAAUGUAAUUUUUAUGCUGGUGUUUACAACCCUAUGAUGAAAAUGUACAAAAGUUUCUGCUUAAAAAUGUUGUCAUUAUACUUCCUUAUAAAAAGGUGGCCAUCAAGUUCCAUGAAAGUGAAGGUAAGAUAGAGGAGAGAGGAAGAGAGGGAAAGAGGAAGGAGGGUAGAAGGAGAGAAGUGGGGCAGGGACAUAUAUAUUAGUUACACACCCAGGGCUGCCAUGAUACCCAAGUUCACUUCUUUCCAUAUAAGGACAUGCUUUUGUCGUUAUUAUUUUGUGAAUGUCACCUGAGAUAAACAAUGUAGACCCAGUCCAAUCAUAUUAUACUUACCUUGGAAAGGAGUAGCAAACAAUUUAUGAUUGGUUAUAUCCGUUUUCAUACAUGAACUGUGAUGCACUCAGAAAGGCUUGACUCAAUCUGUUCCCAAGCAUCUGGCCCAGGAUUCCACUUAGGGCAAGGUCAGAACCUUGCCGAAACCAGUCUGACCUUCUGCAGGAAUCGGCUUCCAAGAAGACUCCCAGCAUCUGACCUAGUUAGACUCAGAAAAUCUCCUCUCCUGCUCUGAAGGACUGAAAGUGGACUCUAAAUAUUGUAUUACUCUUGGCCAAUGUUGGGCAAGUGGAAUCCUGCCAACCACAUUUCUUUGCAUUGCCUUACCCCAACUUAUCCCAAGGUAGUGUUUUGUUUUAUCUGUCCUGACAUCAGCCUCACUUUGGAAAUGAGAGGUUCUCUAAGGUUCUGGCAGGAACAUUCCAGUCUAGCUAGAGAAACAGGUUUUUGUUGCCCCAUAGUUCAGAUUGAAGCGUUAAUGAGCAAUUCUAAGAAUACAAAAUGACAUUGUUCAUAAUUGUUUUCAACAUAGUCUGAAGAUUGACCUGCAAGACCCAUAGAUAUAGAAGUUAUAUCCAAUCUGAUCUUUGUUUUGGAUCAUUGUGUUGAAAAUGACAGAUACUUAAUCUUCAGUCAGACUGAAAAAUCUUUAUUUUCCACCUAAAUUAUUAUUUCAAGAUACUCAAAUACAAUAGAUGUUACCCUUUUCAAAACUGCUUCCUGAAGCUAUCUCCAAAUUCUGAUAGUUAUGGAUGAUAAUAAUCUUCUAGAUGUAUGCUUUCUUCAUCAUCUUUGAAACCUGGAUAAUAAUAUAUUUUAUAAAGGACACAAGUAUGACCAUACUUUGAAAAUUAUCAUCUCAUAGGUGUCUCUUUUUAACUUGAGCUGUUUUAUAUGCCUGUGCAACUAAAUGUGUAUCAGUGUAACUAAUACAUGAUUUGUAUAGGUUACUAAAUAGCAUAUUCAUGGUUAUUUUUCUGCUCAUUGCAUUCUUAGCUUUAGUAAUAUUUUUAUGAUCAUCUGUAAACCAAAAGAAAUGUUCUAACAUCUCCUAAGUUAAUUGGUUGAAAUGGCAUAAAAGUAGCCUGUCAUUCUAUGUCCAACAGAUAUUGCUGUUCCCCUUAAAAUUUGUAAGUAUCUCAUGAGUUUGGUGAGUGGAAACAGUGACUUUAGUACAGACAAAUCCAAUGAAAGAAAGUUACAAACAAAAUGGGUUAUCAGGCUGAUGUUUUAAGUUAAUAUUCUUACCAGUUUGGAUUCUAACCACUUUUAUCUCUGGUCGUAUGAGAAACAUGUAUGUAUCUCAAUAUACAUUGUAUACAUAUAGUUUCUUUGAUGUGAUAAACACCAAAAUAACAAUGUGAUGACUAAAAACAAUGUGAAGAGGAAAGAGUUUAUUUCAUCUUAGAGGUUACAGUCAAGGAAAGCCAUGGCAGGAACCCUGGAGGCAGACUAUGGAGCAGAAAGCAUAGAGGAACAUGGUACUGUCUUGCUUCGCCCAUCUGCUCAGCUCUUAUAUAGCCAGCCACGCCAUCCCACCACCCACCUACAGACAGUACUGUCCACAGGGAGCUGGGCCCUCAUACAUCAAUUAGUAAUCAAGCGAAUGCCCAAAGGUCAGUCUGAUCAAGGCAAUAUCUAAUUGAGACCCCUUCAUAUCACUCAGGAAUAUGUCAAGUUGACACCUGAAGCUAAAGAGAGCAUAUAAAACUAAACUCUUUCCACAUGGUUCUCCAAAGAACUAAAUUUAAAUCUCCAAAGAACAGAUUUCAGGACUCUAGCAAACUAUGACUUAAAGAGCAAAUCUUAAUUUAGGACUUGGUUGACUAUCUUAACUCAAACCAUUCUAUUGUAAUGGUCAGACUCAUUUAUGGGUUUGUUUGUUGUCUAUUUGCAAGCUACUAGAACCACACUGAAUAUUUUCAAUAGAGACCUAUAUCAAUUUCAAUCUACAUCACCUAAAAUCUGGUCCUUUAUAAAAACAACAACAACAAAAAGACAACUCAUUUUCAUUGUACCUCAUGCUUUGUGAUGCCCUUUAGGAAUCCAUGUUCCAAACUGUAGUGUUUUGGCCCUAGUUAGGGUUAUUUCUCUUAUUUGCUGUUUAGAGGUUAGGUAGCUUUCUUUGAUAUUGCAAAUGGUCUCACAACAGUUGUGCAAGAGGAAAAAUUAAAUUUCCAUGUGAACAAAAAUGCAAAAUUACAUUAUUUCUGAAAAAGGAAAUUUGUGUGACGAGUUAAAAGUGGGUUUCUAGUUGUUUGAACAUGUUUUAGGAACUUUCAAAACAAUGUGAAUUAAAUAAAAAACAUAUAAAUAAUGUUCACUCACAUUUAAGUCCACCUGGAGCCCUGUUGCUUAGCGAGCUAUGGAAUGAGCACCCUCAGGCUCUGAAUUUCUCAGUUCAAUGAAGUACUUUCUAGCAAUUGGAUUUUCAUUAACAUUUAGGAAAUCGUGUGUUAGUCUAUGAAAAUGUCUUGCUCAUCAACAGUUCAGGAGAACACGGCCAACUUUACUUUUCAAAGCUACUUUCCUAUACCCCUGCUCCUCCGAGUGUUCUAGAUUUCAUGUGAAGAGAGCCUUUAGUACAUACUUUACUUUUCUAGCAAAUUUAGAAGCCCAAGGAGAGCCCUUUAGUCUACUUCUACCUAGAAAAAUUGUCCAUUCCAAAGUAUCUGCCUUAAGAGAACCAAGUAACCCAGUUGCUGGGGGAAAUUGAGGCAUUUGUGGCUUGUUUCAGUUUGACUUUCCACAUCUGUAACUGCAAAGGUCACAAACGGGAUACUAAGUAGGAAGCGAGUCUCAGCCUAUAGUUAGGAAGGUCUGCAGUUACUGUAUGACGGAAUGGCAUGGCCUUUUCUUAACUGUCGCAGCACUCAGUAAGAUGACACAGACACUGGGACGUUACAGAAUGUGGGAACAAAAGGCAUGAAUCAUCCUCUGAGCCCUGGUGGUUAGCAUGGGCAGGAGGCAAACUGCUGGAAUGAGAUGGGGAAGGUGGCAUAUGUUAGGACUGCCCGUUCUUAUCUUCUGGCUGGUUCCAAGUUUGAAGGCAGUUAUUGAUAGACUGAAAAACCUUAACAUGAGUAGAUCAAAAUCAAUAGCUACUUUUCUUUCUGGAAAUUAAACAGUGCGGCUUAGAGGAUAUUUGGCCUCCAUGGAAAGCAAACUUUAAGGACAUGAUUCACUAAUAGCACAAGCUUCCUAGAAAUAGCCCAUUCCAGGAACCCUUUUCCCACAGUAAAUUUUCAGGGGAACCAUUACUUGCAAUCGAGGAGCCAGAAAUGAAUUAAGCCCAGUGCCACUCUUCAGGUAGCUAAGACAUCCUAAAGAAAAGGCAUGUGAUCACACAGGUAGCCUGUACUGAAUACCUGCAGAUGGUAAGCAGGGUUUGGAAGAGGAAAAUGGUCUCUUGUGCCAAGAACGUGCAAGGCUGAUUCUGAACGGUUAAGGAGGAAAAAGAGGGACCUGUCUGACUAAGGAAUGGCCUAGCCCAAGUGGAGAAACACAGGUCGAGAAGGAUUGGCCUUCGAUGAGAAAGGCUGAGCUACAGUGAAGUGUUGUGGAGUGGGCAGCAGCAGUCUUAGAUUCAGGCCGAACUCCUUGCUGCUCUCUGGUUCCAGACAGCUGUGGGCGAAGCUCUUCUUCAGGGUGCCUGCCCCUGCUACUUGGCUAGCCUCCUAGUACAUAGCUAAGCAGGAUAAAAAUCACCCAACACAGUGAACACACGUGUUUCUGAGUACACAGCUAAUCUUCAAACCAAAAAGCUGGUCCUCCCACGUUCUUAAUUCUUCACCCUCUUCUGUCCAGUGUAUAUAACCUAUAAGUUUAUAAUUAUAAAAUAUAUAAAAAUCUAAAGAAUUUAUUAGAUCUCUUAUUGGAGGCACUAUUUUUCCAUUCAUCUUCAAGAUACUUUUUGUGUGUGUGUGUAAAUUACCAAUUAGAAUUAUAGUGUGAAUACUCUGGCUUGUGUAUCUUUGUUUAUUUCUGGUAAUGUCUGUGGAUAGUGGAUGGCUACAUUACUCCAGGAGACAUGAGAGACAGAGACAAAGACUCGCAGCUGGGUUGAGGGGGGAAAUAAUGCUAAGGAGUAAAGAGACUGUUAGGACACAGAACACAGGUUAGUGGACACUGAAUAAGGAAGACGUGAUAAGAGAGGUUUUCAGGCUUACAUGGCAUGAUCUGGGAUGUCUUUUUGAGACUUUCUCAGAUGUGAAAUUUGCAUUAAUGGGUUGUUGCAAGGUUUUUGGACUAAAGAGACAUAUGCAGCUUCAGUGACAGCACGGAGGAGUAUAGAAUAGCAUCAUAUGCAAGAAAAUAGAUUUCCCGGAGUCUAGAUCACAAGUCAUUAACCCAAAACGAGAGCUUGUAUGAAUUGGAGGAGAAAGUACAAAUACCUUACACAGCUAAGAUGGUUGGCUGUGAACAUUUCACUUUCUAAAUGUGUCAAAAUGGUGCUAUUGAUUCCUUAAUACAGAGAUACAAUUAUAAUAUUUUUAGGUAAGUUAAGUUAAGCCUGGCUUGGCUGUAAAUGUAAAUACAUAAAAUGUUUGCAAAGCCGUCAACAACACCAUGUCUAUUUGCUAAUGGUUGAGGUACUGUGUUCUUCAGUGUGGGUGACUGACCUGACUUCACAUUUUCUACGAAGGGAAUAAGAGAGCCAUUGGCUCUCUCUCAAUUGCUGAAAGUCCAGGACAUUUGACAGCUCGCUGGAUUCUUCUUGGAUGCAGGUUGGACAAUCCAAUCCAAUGAUUAAAUAUGAUCAUUUGGUGAUAGUAGGGGUGUUGGCCAAGAACUUGAAAAAGAGUAUGUGGCAUGAGUAAUUAAAGGUGAAUGCUGCUAGGCUAACUGUAGAGACUGACUUUAGUGAGGACCAAUGUAACUAUGUUAAGUUCACCCAGACUGUCAGAGCAUGCCAAAAGAAGCUAGCCAGUGCCUUGCAGCUGGCCAAUCUGUAAAGGAAUCUGCAUGUACAAUGUGAUAAUAAAUCAUCUAAGAGCCCA